AUGAACUUGGUGGCCCACUCAAAAGCCAGUCCACUGCUGCGGGGGAGUGAAGGAAAAAGCCCACUCAAAAGCAUAGCUGCUGCAGACAGGAAGAAACCAACGCUCAUCUCCGCGCGCCUCCGUCCCCAAAUCGACGCCAAUGAGGAUGGCGCCGGGGUGCCCAGCCACCGCCGCAGCAGUAAGCGCCGGAGCACCCAGAUCCAGGCCAGAGAGGGGCCCGACCGAGUCACCCGCGGCGGCAAGCGUCUCCGUCCCCAGAUCCAGGCCAGCGAGGAGGGCAACGGCACCUCGCCGGAGACGCCUGCCUCCCUGCCGGACAGCCAAGAUAUGCUCCGGGAGAUCCUCCUCCGCCUCCCCCUGGACCUAUACUCGCUCCCCCGCGCCUCCGCCGUCAGCAAGCAGUGGCGGGGCAUCCUCGUCGACCCCAAGUUCCUCCGCCGGUUCUAUGCGCACCACCGCAAGCCGCCCCUCCUCAGCUUCUUCCAGCGCGGCAGGCAACAGGUCAUGUUCACGCCCGUCCUCGCACCUCCGGACCGCAUCCCCCCUGGGCGCUUCUCCCUUGGACGCUACAGUGAACACAAGGUGCUCGAUUGCCGCCACGGCCGCGUCCUCGUCAAAGACCGGGUUCUGGAAGAGCUCGUUGUGUGUGAUCCUAUCAACCACAAGCAGCACCGCGUGUCCAUUCCGCCCGAGUUCAACAGAGCCUACCUCAAGGCGGCAGUGGUCUGCGCUGCCAGAGACCAGAACCAUGUACACGGCGCGUGCCAUUCAAGCCCCUUCAAGCUGGUCUUCGUAUACAUUCACUACAUGCAGUAUUAUCGACAACUCGUCGCCCGAGUUUACUCGUCCGAUACUGACACAUGGGGCAAUUCCAUCUCGACAGAGGCUUCAGAUGGCACUCUAUUUGGUCACAGAACUAGCACCCUUGUAGGUAAUUCCCUGUACUGGCCGGCUAAGCAUAAGGGAAACGACAUAGUUGAGUUUGAUUUGCGCAAGCAGAACCUUACCGUGAUCAAGGGGCCUCGUGGUAUGAAUAUGAAUGAUUUCGACAACUUCCAUAUCAUUGAGGAACAGGAUGGCGCUUUUGGUCUUGCCGCCUUGUCCCACCUUAAGCUUCAAAUGUGGCAGAGGAAGGUUGAUUGUCGAGGUGUUGUCAUAUGGUCGUUGCGGAAAACCGUUUCACUGCGUGAACUUCUUAAGAUCCCUAGGACCGUGAGAUGGAAUGAAUGGCUCAAAUUGGUGGGGUAUGAUGAGGAUACCGGUGUAAUCUUUUUAGCUUGGCAUGAUGUUGUAUGUAUGGUUCAGCUGAAGUCAAUGCAAGCGAGGAAGCUUCAUGGAACCGGUUCUACAUAUUACUGCUAUACUUUCGCGAGUUCACAUCCACUAGGCACAACCAUUGAAGGUGGAGCUAAUGGAGCUGAAAUGUUAGGAUGACUCUGGUUUGAUGUGCUAAUGUGCUGAAACGUUUCAACAGGUGAAGAAAGGGCUGCUGCAGUUGUUAGUUGUCACCGAGUUUGUCGCAUCGCAAACCCUCGUGGUCGGUGGUGUUUAUAUGUUAUUAUCUGCAAAAAAUUAUCAUGCCUUAUCUUAGCCAAGUAUGUAAUGUAGCAAGAUGGUUUGAUUACAUAAUCCGUGGAAUUUUAGCUUAA
This is a messenger RNA of Triticum dicoccoides, 1649 nucleotides long. RefSeq lists its product as uncharacterized. The transcript is spliced from 4 exons. The record is from RefSeq and is a predicted model, not a curated record. Gene Ontology annotation, molecular function: protein binding. Bases 1 to 1434 code for a protein of 477 amino acids. NCBI's taxonomy places the organism in Eukaryota, Viridiplantae, Streptophyta, Magnoliopsida, Poales, Poaceae.